This is a messenger RNA of Coregonus clupeaformis (lake whitefish), 12409 nucleotides long. Its product is annotated as homeobox protein cut-like 1. Bases 173 to 4972 code for a protein of 1599 amino acids. Gene Ontology annotation, biological process: regulation of DNA-templated transcription. The record is from RefSeq and is a predicted model, not a curated record. Gene Ontology annotation, molecular function: DNA binding; DNA-binding transcription factor activity, RNA polymerase II-specific. The transcript is spliced from 24 exons. NCBI's taxonomy places the organism in Eukaryota, Metazoa, Chordata, Actinopteri, Salmoniformes, Salmonidae.
CAGUCAAAAAUGCACACUAGACAACAAAUCUUACUGCAUCGUUCACGAUCUACGUGGAAGAUCCAUCCCGUGUUUUAGCUGUUAAAGAAAUUGCCAACUCCCGUUCAAUAAUUCUAUUCCGUGGCCCUAUUCAAUAUUACAGGUUCCUGUUCAAUAACUCCAUUCCGCGCACAUGUUCAAUAAGCGAUGGCCCUGUUCAAUUACUCCGCUCCGUGUUUUGCGCGCGCUCCCCCUCCUUUCUACUGAACUCCAGCCCCUCGCGCUCUCUCUAUCAGCCUCUCACUCCGUCUCAAUAUGUCUCAAGAUGGCGGCCAAUGCGGGAUCGAUGUUUCAAUAUUGGAAGCGCUUAGAUUUACAGCAGCUGCAGAGAGAACUGGAUGCCACCGCCACAGCCCUGGCCAACAGACAAGAUGAGAGCGAGCAGUCCAGGAAAAAGCUAAUCGACCAGAGCCGCGAGUUCAAGAAAAACACACCAGAAGAUCUGCGAAAGCAGGUAGCUCCGUUGCUAAAGGGCUUCCAAGCAGAGAUCGACGCAGUGAGUAAAAGAAGUAAGGAGUCAGAGGCUGCCUUCUUAAACGUGUACAAGAGAUUCAUCGAUGUCCCAGACCCUGUGUCGGCCCUGGACACUGCCCAGCAGCUACAGCUGAAGGUCCAGAGGAUGCACGACAUCGAGACGGAGAACCAGAAGCUCCGUGAGACGCUGGAGGGCUACACCCAGGAGAUCGCUGAGGUCAAGAACCACGAGGUCACAAUUAAAGCACUUAAGGAGAAGAUAGAGGAGUAUGAAGAGACCCUGAAGAAACAGGCCAAGGAGCUGGGCCAGGAGGAGAAGAGAGGGGGAGAAAAGGAAGAGGAGAAAGAGAAGAAAGAGGGAGAGGAGGGGCAGCUUCACAACGACCAUGCAGAGGAGGAGAGUCAACAACAGGAGAACCAGGAGUCUGUGGUGUCAAAGCUGGAGGAGGCAGACCGUAAGGCCCAGUCGCUACAGACAGCACUUGAAGCAACUCAGGCAGAGGUUUUGGAACUGAAGAGCAAGUAUGACGAAGAGUCGACAGCAAAGGCCGAUGAGAUUGAAGUGCUGAUGUCAGACCUGAAGAGAGCCAAUCAGAGAGCGGAGGUAGCAGAGAGAGAAGCAGAGGCUCUUCGGGAACAGCUGACGUCCGCCAACAAGUCCCUCCAGCUUGCCACACAGAUCCAGAAGGCCCCUGACAUGGAGCAGGCCCUGGAGGUUCUGUCGCGCUCCAGUCUGGAGGUGGAGUUGAGCGCCAAGGAGCGGGAGGUGCUGCAGCUGGCCGAGGACGUGCAGAGACUGCAGGCCAGCCUGGCCAACAUCCAGGAGAAUUCUGCCUCGCAGAUCAGCCAGCUGGAGCAGCAGCUCAGCACCAAGGAGAGCUCGCUCAAGCAACUGGAGGAGAAACUGCGAGAGCAGGCGGACUACGAAGACGUCAAGAAAGAGCUCAGUAUCCUCAAGUCCAUGGAGUUUGGCUCUUCAAACUUCUCCUCAGCACAGGACUCUAAGAAGCCUCUGGAGUUGUUGUUGAAGAGUCGAGGCCUGCAGUCUGAGAGCUCCUCCCUGCGCCUGAACAACAGUGAGCUGAGUGGUGUGAGGGAGCGAAAGGUCAAAGAAUCGUCAGAGGGUCAACAGCGUCUUCCCGCCACGCCCAUGGGUACCAACUUGCAGGGCUCCCCUCCCCCUCCCUCCUCUCAACUCCUCCUGCGCACUGGCUCAGGUGGUUCCUCCGACACCACCCCUGUCACCACCGCCAAUGGCACGCACCACUUCUCGCCCACGGGUGGCGGGCUGGGCGGGCAGGACUUCUUCAGCCCCUCCUCGCUGGCGUCAGCAGGCACCGCUUUCCCCCUGGCGGGUAAGGUGUCGCUCAACUCCCUGCUGCAGCGCCAGCUCAUGCAGACCUUCUACUCCAAAGCCCUGCAGGACUCGGUGUCUGGCCAGGCCCUGCUCUUCUCCCCCGCCCACUACCCAACCCCUAACUCCCUCUCAGCCAGUCCUCUGCCGCCCCAUCAGUCUUUGCAGUCGCAAUCCCAGCACCCGUCGGCGGGCAGCCCAGACGUUAACGGCCUAGCCCCCUCGCCCAGCCAGUCAGAGGGGGCAGGGAGUGUCUCGGAAGGUGAAGAAAUGGACACGUCUGAGAUAGCGCGUCAGGUCAAGGAGCAGCUGAUCAAGCACAACAUCGGGCAGAGGAUCUUCGGCCACUACGUGCUGGGGUUGUCCCAGGGUUCGGUCAGUGAGAUAUUGGCUAGGCCCAAGCCCUGGAGCAAGCUGACCAUCAGGGGCAAGGAGCCCUUCCACAAGAUGAGGCAGUUCCUAUCUGACGAGCAGAACAUCUUGGCACUGCGCAGCAUCCAGGGGAGGCAGAGAGAGAACCCAGGCCAGAACCUGAACAGAGUGUUUCAGGAGGUUCCGAAGCGAAGAACCGGCUCCGAAGGCUCCUCGAGGGCAGGUAACAUCACCACGCGGAUCCGUACUCCGGAGAGUGGCUCAGACGAGGCCAUCAAGUCCAUCCUGGAGCAGGCCAAGAGAGAACUGCAGGUCCAGAAGGCUGAUGGUGUGGAGGACAGACAGCGACGACAGACAGGUUACCCCCGAGGCAUGGGCAACUAUUUCGCAAAAUAUGCACAAAGUCUCAGACUCGUGGACUCGACUCAACCCCCUCCCUCGUCCAGCAUUGGUGGUGGUGGUAGUAUCGGCUCAGGUGGAUCCUCCAGCUCAGACGAGACCAUCCGCUCCAUCCUAGAGCAGGCGAGGAGGGAGAUGGAGGCCCAGCAGGCCGCCCUGGAGCCCAUCCUCAAGCCCUCCUCCAUGGGCCCCUCUGACCUGGCCCUGCUCUCCCCCAAACUCCUGGGCGCUUCCACUCUCCCGGCCUCCUACUCACCCCUGGCCCUCUCCCUCAAGAAGCCCUCCAUCCCCCCAUCCUCCUCACCCUCCUCCCUCCUGGACUUCCACUCUACCAUAGUGAAGAAGGAGGCAGGAGAGGUGGCGGUGGGAGAAGGCGGGGGAGGAGGAGGGUCUCUAAUGGACGGAGGGACCAAGCAGGGGCGGGGCUCCUGGAGGGACCAAUGGUGGAAUAGUAUGCACCCCGGGGGGCGGGGAGUCACGUCUAGCAUGAACGACGACGCACGGAGUCAGGAGGACAGCAAGGAGAAGCCUCCCCGGCUGGCCGGCUCGUCCUCGGCGCUGGCCCCCUUCUCCUCCUCCGUCUCCAUCUCCUCCGUGGACUACUGGAAGGACUGGCCCCGGGCCGAGUCCCCGUACUCCCAGGCCGGCUCCGAGCCCGGCGGGUGCACCAACACCCAGGGGACCAGUCGCGCCGACACCCCCCAGAGCAGCCCCUCUCCCCUGCCUCUGUCCUUGAGCCUGGGGCCCCUGGGUUCCCUGUUGACUCCCGCAGCCAAACCAGCCAAGCCGGUGGUGGUGCCGCUCACGCCUGAGCAGUACGAGGUCUACAUGUACCAGGAGGUGGACACGGCCGAGCUCACGCAACAGGUCAAGGACAAGCUGGCCAAGAACGGCAUCUGCCAGCGCAUCUUUGGAGAGAAGGUGCUGGGCCUGUCUCAGGGCAGUGUGAGCGACAUGCUGUCCAGGCCCAAGCCCUGGAGCAAGCUGACCCAGAAGGGCCGGGAGCCCUUUAUCCGUAUGCAGCUGUGGCUCAAUGGAGAGCUGGGCCAGAAUGUCCUGCCCUUACAGGGCCAGCCACAAGAGAACACCCCAAAGACCUCAGCCAGCUGCAGCCCAGCCCCAGAGUCACCCCUCAGCUCGGCCGAGGAGUCAGUGAAGAGCUUGGGGGAGCAGGGGGGAGGAGGGGGAUGUGGGGGUGGAGGAGGGUCGUCCCAGUUCCCCCCCAGGGAGCCCAGCGAGCCCUCUGAGUCCCAGCCUGGCACACCGCUGCCCGUCCCUGGUCACUCGGGCCUCAGCAUCCAGGAGAUGGUGGCCAUGUCUCCGGAGCUGGACACCUACGUCAUCACCAAGAAGGUCAAGGAGGUGCUGACCGAUAACAACCUCGGUCAGCGUCUGUUUGGGGAGACCAUCUUGGGUCUGACCCAGGGCUCGGUGUCUGACCUGCUGGCGAGGCCCAAGCCCUGGCACAAGCUCAGUCUGAAGGGACGUGAGCCCUUCGUCCGCAUGCAGCUCUGGCUUCAGGAUCCACGCAACGUGGAGAAACUCAUGGACAUGAAACGCAUGGAGAAGAAAGCCUACAUGAAGCGGCGCCACAGCUCGGUGAGUGAGAGCCAGACGGUGGACAGCGGGGGCUUGUCGGGGGGAGACUUCAGCCAGGGGGGCAGCCCACAGCAUGGCCUCAGCCACCACCUGCACCAGCAACAGCCCCCCCAGCAGCACCUGAAGAAGGCUCGUGUGGUGCUGGCCCCAGAGGAGAAGGAGGCCCUGAAGAGGGCCUAUCAGCAGAAGCCUUACCCCUCGCCCAAGACCAUCGAGGAGCUGGCCUCACAGCUCAACCUCAAGACCAGCACCGUCAUCAACUGGUUCCACAACUAUAGGUCUCGUAUCCGACGGGAGCUGUUCAUUGAGGAAAUCCAGCGAGGCGAGGGCGGUGAGGGUGGCUCCCCGUCCACCAGAGCGGGCAAGGCCAGCGAGGGCGACAGCUGCGACGGCACCGAGUCGGACGGCACGGUGGAGGGCACACGCCCCGGCCACGAGCACCACCCGGCCUCGGAGGGCGAGGGUGGGUCCGACCACAGGGACGAGGGAACCACCUUGGCCACCGGCAGCACUGCCGCAGGUACCAGUGGCCACCACAAGGGCGGUGCCCUGGAGAGCCUGUUCAGCUUCCCAGAGAGCAGCCAUGUUUCCUCUGUGUCCGUGGCUGCUACCGCCGCUGCCCGCAACCCCCGGGACAACAGCCUGCGCAAGAAGAAAGCCGCCAACCUCAAUAAUAUCAUCCACCGUCUGGAGAAGGCCGCAAGCAAAGACGAGCCCCAUGAGUGGGAGUUCUAAUACGGUCCCCCCUGCUCACGCUACCGGGGAAAGAGAGAGUUCCUAUUUUUCUAGAGCCCUGACUGCACAGUCCCAAGGCCAAGCCUGGAGCAGUGCUGCCAGAGAAGAACUGGUGUCUUUUACGAGUUUUCAUAUCAAAGAGGGUUUAGAGAUUUUUUCCAGAAGCGAAACGACAGCAACAACCUUGUUUUGUUUGUAGAUAAAGCACUUAACAGCCCUGCUGGCCACAGGGCCCUAACACCACCGGCCAAAGGUGCGAAAGAGACGAAAGACUUGCGCUACUCACAAAGGAGCUUCACUCCACAGGAGGAAACUGUCACGAGAAGCAAUUCUGUGUUUUAUUUGUGUGUGUGUGUUUCCCUUUGAGAGAUUUAUUCGCCACCUCAAAGUUUUUCUAACCUUGUUCGCUCAGUGAGUUUUCACCACAUCUAGCAGACUAAAUGUUACAAUGUUUUCUCUUUUCUCUGUUUUUGAAGAGGUUCCUCCUCCUCAUAACUCUAUUGCAGCUCUUUGGUAUCUGUAAGGAUCGUCAAACGGAAAGCCAAGCAUUUAAAACAUUUGUGUCUGCAGGAGAGAAGGACCAUGGAGAACCCUUUCCCAAGCAACCUUCUUCUCUGUGCCCCAAAAGUUGCCAUGUAAUGGCUUUGGAACUCUUAAUAUGCUAUGGACUCCAUUGAGAAAGGAAUCAAAAAUUUUAUAAAAUUAUUUUUCUCCUCUGAGAAAGAAAAAAACGUAUAUAGCAAUUUGGUUGCCACUAAGAGAUUGCACAGUCGGUCGACUCUAAACAAUGCUAGUUUCGAUUCCUAAAUACUUGGGAAGGAUAAAAUGAGAAGUGAAAAUACGAAUUAUCAGUUGUUGAAAGGAACGAUGAAAAAAGAUUAUCACUUUAAUUCACCAUUUUUCAACAUACAACGUAAAAUGCAACAGUCAUGUAAGGAAAAAGGAAAAAUCAGAAAACAUCUUGUGGUAGCUGACUUUUAGUGUUCUUUCUCGUGAGUGAUCUAGAAACUCUUUGAUAAGUAGUGCACAUUUCUUUCAUAGCUUUAACUGACUUUCGGGGGACGCCAUUUUGGUGGCACUGGGAGCGUUUGUUUAAUACACUCCAUUUUAGGCCAAAAUCAGGUUUGAGAAUUAAGAAAACUAAAGAGAAAAAAAAGAUGUAAAAAAUGUAUACAAGUUAAUGGAGAAAAAAAAUAUUUCAGUCUAGAUAUUUUUUAAAGUAGAAAGUUACGAACCUGCUUUUUAACCUCUUUUAACCACAAAAAAACACACUAUUGAGACCUCAGAACCGGGGCGGGCAGUGGAGCCGAUGGCCGCUGUACUUCACAGGCUGGCCCUAGGACGGGGAGGCUUGCGUUUCAUUGGGUGAAAAAGCCAGGAGAUGCACAGCUCACUUUACUGUAUAUUCCAAGCUUCAGGCUCUUUUGCUCUCAACUCUUUACCUAUGGUUGUGUGUAUAUAUGUACAUUGUCAAAACAAAAGACAGAAAAGAAAGACAAGAAACCCCCGUUCCUGUUGCAUGCGGUGCACUAUGAGUCGGUGGAAGAGAUGGACUCUCCUCUGCUUGUGUGUUCCCAUACCGACGAGCCACAUGACUGACCUAGUCAUGGUCGACCUGUCAUACGUCCCUCCUUUAAACCCCUCUGACAUAUAUUCUCCACAGGCUGUCAUGUUGUGUUGCUCAGAGGUCAAGAGGUCAAAUGUACCAGUACUUAGUAGAGAUAUUUCAAGGUACAUUUUUACUAAUUUAAUAACCAAUACCAAAAGUUAUAUCCAAAGUACUGUUGAUGUGACAUCCCCCAUCCAAUUUGGUCAUCUCUGUUUCAAAGUCGAGCUGAUUCUCCCACCAAUCUUAAUGCGCUCUCUUCCUUAUAUGACCAGUUUUAUGAUCAAUUCAUGACUGUUACGUAGCAUCUCCAUUCUCCACUGGUCACAACAAGUCCUCUUACCUUCAGCUGAAACUCUUGGCCUGCCUCAUGUGAAUAUAUCUCAGAGGUUAAGAUCACUUGACACGGGUCAAUGGAAGAAACAAAGACAUUCAUUUUAUACUCAACCCUCAACCCAUCCUCCCUCUCCCAGACAUGGUAGAACAGUAGACACCCCCUCGCACACAUCGCAACCUUCUCCAUCCUCUCCCUUUCCUCCUAUGCCACAAGCUCACAGUGCCUGCCCGCCCACUGCCUCUCCCUGUGUGUUUGAGAGUGUGAGAGCACACACGUACGUGUACACAAGUAGAUGUGCGCGUGUGUGAUUUUGUAUGCACGUACCGUAAGAAAGGGGUGUAAGGGUGUGAGCGAGGACUAGCUGCCCUGCUCUGCCAUACACACCCCUGAGUGUGUGUGUGUGUGUGUGUGUGUGUGUCUCUGUGUGUGUUUUAUAAGUCUGCGUGGCUUUGAUUUGUACAUGCCUGCACACACAUAGAGUGCACAACUGCCACUCUUUCUUUCUUCUAAGCUGUUUUCUAAGUUAUCGCUAACGACAUAGCAGACUCACAAAUACAGUAGGUCUCCUUUAUUGCCAUAUAUUAAAGACUCACAGUAGAUGACUUCAACAAAGUUUUUUUUGUUUCAUUUUUUUGUUCUACUUAUUUAUAAGGGCUGUAUUUUACAUUUUAAUGUCUUAUUUGAUUUCUGUUUUACAUUAUUAUUAUUAUUAUUAUUAUUAUUAUUGUGUGGGACUAUAAGGGGUCAUGUAAAAAUGUUUUUAGACUGAUAGACUGCCGGCAGUAUUGGGUUAUACGUACGAGAUGUAGUUGUCAUACAUGUAUAUUAGUGAAAUUUGAAUAUGUUUUGACAGUGUCAUUUAUAUGGUUUGAACUGAAAUGAGAGAACAACCCGAUGAUGUCGUCGAUAGCAUUAUGGUGCAUUCACCGUUCAUGAUUUGAUGUGUCUGUACAUUUUUCUUUUCUUCUUUUUAACUUGUAUUUGUAUGUAUUUUCCAUGAAGAUAGAUCACCUCAGCAAGCAUGAUUGAAAUCAGGUUGACUCAUUCUAUUUUGUACGUUUUCCGUGUAUCACUGAACCCAGCACAGGACAGAAGUUGUGGUGGGGCUCGAGAACCAAUAGCAUCUGAAGGUCUGGAACUGCUGUCCUUUGGCAUCACCUCUGAAUCUGACAUUUAUUUUGAAAUGUUCAAGCUUUAUUUGAGAUUAAUAAAGUGAGGUAGAUUUUUCCUAAAUAAGCACUGAUAGGAUCACUAUAUAUGGGCUUAGAUCAAGCAAGAGAGUGUGACUGGCAUUUCCUGUUUAUUGGCCUUCAUUUGUAGGACCGGGAGGUUUCCGGUCUCUACAACCUAACCAACAUGUGGCUCUGCACAAGGCUAGGGAUCAGAAAACUGGAGUAAACUAUAAACUGUGAUGCACUUGCUGAAAUCUAAAACUUUUGUGAAGCUCUUAGUACUACGUACCCCGACUAUUCAGAAUAUUUUUAUUUCCACAAUUAUUAUUUGCUAAAUAUAGGUUUAGUUCUUUAAAACAAAACAAAAAUGUAUCAAAUUACAUUUUUAUACAUAACAAUAAUAAACAGGUGUGUAAAGCACAAGCACUACUGACCAAAAACCUCUUAAAAAGGGGGGAAGGCAACAAAACUGUCACAAUUUACCUUAAAAGUUGAAUUGCAUGCUGUUAAAAAUGUUCUAUGCCAUUCUGACUUUACAAUAAGCUUAGUCUUUAAAGACUUCACAUUAUCAAGAAAGAAAAAGAUUAUUGGCAACUUUUCAAAUUGUGCGCAUUUGGAGCACAAUACAUUGGACUUAAUAUAUGGCUGUCUGAUCCUUGCGUCAUACCCUGGCUCUAUAGAGUGGGUCCUGAAUGCCUACUGCUCAGCUGCCCCUCCUACAGCAAAGCUGGGGGUGAUUGGAGCACCUCUGGAGGGCAGUGAAGUUAGCACACUGUUCAUAAGCCCUGCGUCCUGGCUGGUUCCAAACUACGCUCCCUCAAGUGCCACACUGCCAGUCUGGCCAACCACAGCAGUCCCUAUCAGCUGGUCACACUGUUCUACUGAACUUCGUUGGAAAGAUUUGAUAGAUUGAACCCCUCCAAAAAAUAAGAGUGUUGAACUUUUUUUGAUAAAAGCACAAGUACUGCGACAAGUUUAAAAUAAUGGUAUUUCCAUAUAAUGGCUUUUGAAAAGUAAAGCUUAAAUUGAUCAUACCCAAAAACAUUACCUUUCAAAAAAAGGAGUUGAUGUUUUAGCACUAUUAAAGAGAUAUCUUAGCUUAGCACUUAACUGUCUGCGAGCCUUUUCCUCCGGACUAUCUUAAGUUCAUAGGAGUGCCUUUGCCUUAAAGUGACCGAAGUGUUGAUAUUGUUUUAAGGAUUGCUCAUAAACGAAUGCAGUAAACUGGCUCAGUCUCUUGGACUGAAGUCUUGCGCCCAUCCCAUCGUCAUUCUCAUGAGACUUAUCAUCACUGAUCUCCAAGUCUUGUGCAGGCACCACAUGGAAACAAGCAAUCAUUUUGACUGGUCUCCCACAUGUCCUCAACACAGCUGUUGACGUCUGUAGCAAAGUUGUUUUGUCUGGAAAUGCUCCACUGCUGUUGAACGAAAGGGGUCCAGUUCUGUGACUGUCUGCAGUCCUGGGCUGGCUCCUCCAGAGGUGAUGCCAAUGCAGACUUGUAGGCCACAGAUUUGUAGGAGGUACACAAUCAAAAGCCCAUAUGCAGAUAGUCGGUAUGGCCCUCAUUAACAAUGAUGCAGGCUUGAGUAGGCACUAGUGAACGGUAUGUGAGUCUCCCAGAGGGAUUUCAGUUUGAUACUAUUACUAACAUGUCAAGUUGUGCUAUCAUGAUGUCAACUGUUCCCAGCUAAUGCCCUGUUAGUACAGGCGACGAUAACGAUAGCUGACAGGCAGUGCUUUUUGACUUGGAGUUGAAUUUCUGUGGAUUGGUUUUUAUUUUUCUAUUUCUCAUUUGAUGCUAAUAGAAGAUUUGAACAUGAGUUCUCUCACUUUUUCUCCCCAAAUCAUGUUCUGCUGUCAGCCAUUUUGGAAACAUUGCAUGUAGUUUUGCCCUUUAACCCAGAGGGAAAUGUUUUUGAUCAACCAUCAUUAAUCUUUAUUUGAUUUUAUCCCUAUUAAUUCAUAGAUCGAUGUGUUUUGGAUUAUUAUUUUAUCGUAAUCAUUUAAAGGGGUGUUGUGCACUCUGAGCUAAUGGAAGUAAUUCUGGUUGUAGUAGAAACCAAAGUGGUGGAAUUAGUUUUUAACUUUUCCCUAUUUUCAAACCGUCUGAACGUCAUUGCUUCUUGUUAAUGUGUACCACACCUCUUUUUCCUCAUGCUGUAGGUUAGGUUCACAUAUAUGACAUUGCUUUGUCAGACUCUCUUUCUUGAACAAGGGAUUGCACCCUUAGUAUUCAAGGACACGAUUCUCCUUGAGGCCACAGUCAUGGAAAUAAUGCUGACUAGACCGGCACAGAACAUAGACAAGGACAGAUAUCACACACCAAUACAUGAGCAAUACAACUGAAAGAGGACCAAAUCAGGCUUGACUACCUGUGAGUUAUUGUCUAGCACAUGUUCAUGUAGAAGUCAUAAAGACAGGCUACGCUUAUCAGUCGCAAGUUAAUACAGUGUUUAUGUUGUAGGGACUGGGAGUCCAAGAACUAGAGGUCGAUCCUCUUUUCUCUGCUCCUGUUCAUGUGUAUACUUCUGCCAUUGACAGGGAAAGGUUUUCUUUAAGUGUUGGUCAGUUUUGUAGACACAGAGUUGUCUGUAGCUUUGUGAAUGAACGGGUAAGAUUAUGAGUAUCAUGAAGAAUUAGGGGACUGGAUUUCACAGUGGAACCCUGGCGGAAGCACCCAAAGCAACACUGGUUUAUACAAAGGGCAUUUUGCAUGUGUUUGUGCAGUUUCUUUGUGCUACAGUUCCCUUCUGUGUUUUCAUGUUCUUUUUCUGUUGCUAAGAAAAACAUAUGUUGUUCCAUUGUUGCAGAAACCAUAAGAUUCUUUUGGAUGAAUUUCAGGAUUUUGCCCUUUGCAAAUAUUUUUCUAUAGAACUAAAGUAGAUUGCUAUCAAUAUUAUAUACACUGUCAUAUAAAGUUGUACAGAUAUAUAUCCUUAUAGCAAGUUGUUAAGAAUUACUAUGGGUUGGUUUUUUGUUAUUACUGUCAAAAGUAUUGGUAGUUAUUUCUCUGUAGGGUUGAUGUGUCCAUAGCUUAGUUUUUUUCCCCAUAUCAGGACUACGAAAACCUCACACUGUAAGAUCAACUUCAAGGAUCGUUGCAGACGUUUUAGCAUUAGCCAGCGCUAAUCUCAUGGUGUUUCUGUAUCAUGGAUUCACAUUUCUCUUAUGACCCUCCAAUCAUUUCAUAACCUUACGUUAUUUGUGAGACAAACGUUAACCCAGUAAACAUGAAGACCAAUGCCUUGAUUCUCAUAAAGCAUAUACAUUACAGAACCAUAUCAUGUCAUUGCACAUCACUAGCCCCAAUCUAUACUUGCUUUUAUUUAUACUAUAUACACUCCCUUUGACUUGUUAGAUCUCCUUAUUCAAUGUCAAGAGCCACUGAUAGUGACAAAAGGUUUUUGACGAGAUUUGCUAAAAGUGUGAUGAAAUCUGGAUUUAUUUGCUUUUGAUUUGCCUUCCCGUUUUAAGAUGAGAUUUGAUUUGAACAUUAAUACGUUUCUUUCUUGCUCUCAUAUCUUUUUGCUUGUGUUUAGUCUUGGAAGUCAGCCAGGGACAGUAGGCUUGUUGUGAUUGUGAGAAGAGUCAGAAGUCGCCAUGUUAAUGGAGUUGUGAUUCCAGUGACAUUGGAAAUGGAGACUAUAAUAAUGGUCAACAAUGGUGGCAUUAAUAAUGUCAUAUUCAAUCUGAAUUUGGAUUAUCUAAGUGUGGUCAAACAUAUUACUCUAUGCAUUACUGAUUGACUGCUGAUUGACAUUUUGUUUCCAACACAGUGGUGGUUGGCAUAUAAAUUACGAUGAAAAGCUAUAUAAUAAAUGUUGACAUCGAUUAACGGUUGGUUGUAUUACGGUAGUUUUGGGCCAUUGUCGGCCAACUCCAAAUGGACAACUAAUUUGGCUCCCUUUAGUUGACAUCCAAUAUUGUGUUUUCUGAAAGCUGUGUUUUUAGAGCUUUAGUGAAGGAAGCAUGAUAGAACUACAUCACCCACAGUCCUUUGCUGCUACCUUGUUUGCUGUCUAGUCAUAUGAGAGGAUGUUGUGGUGGCAGAGUUACAUACUCAUAUAAGCUGGGUGUCUAUGGAGUCCCCUCCCUCAGUUCAGCUCUAUGCCUCCAUACUCAUAUUGAUAUGCUCCCAAUGCCUCAACUGACUGUAUGGAUUUGGAACCGGACAAAUCCCUGCUAAACUGCUGAAGUCAUCAAGUUUGUUUGUGUCCAGUUCACCUUUGUUUGGCCAUGUGCUAUAUCUAAUCUGAUUUUCAUUGACUAAAGCCUUGUUCACAUUGGAAGUUGACUCAAAUCAAAAAAAAUUGCAUAUCCGA